AUGGGUCUCAACACUCCAAAGGAAAAAGUCCUCAGGUUUAUCUCAAAAGACACAUCAGUGCCUCGUCCUGACUUACUGCCAUGUAUGAUGGGUGACCUACUGGAAUACUUUGAGGAGCGAGCCCGUGUGUUAGACAGUAUGGCCCCAACCAUUCAAACAUCAGCUGCCAUGUAUAACCCAAACUUCAUCUCCUGUAUAACAUUUAAUGGCAUCCCCAUCCUGCCACCUGUGUUGACGGCGCGUCGACGUGAAGAAAUGCAGGAAUACAAAAGACAAGCCAUGCGUCAUGAUUACAAGCGUAAGACACGCCAGCGAGAACAGAUGAAUGUGCGCCUGAGCUCUUUAGUAAAGGAUGUAGAGGAAAAGAAAGCAUCUAGAUGGACUGAACCAAAGCAAUUGGAGGAACAAGAAAUUCCAACAAGGGACAUAACUCCAAAAACACAGCAGCAUAGAAAGCUUCCUGUAAAUCCAGCAGUAGAUGGUCAAACUGUAAAAGCAAAAGUUGAAAGGCCAAGUCGUCCAGUGGAAGUUAAGUCUAAAAUUCCUGCAACAGCAUGCCGACGUCAUCGCUCAGGAUCACAAGAAUCAGACGAGGAAGUAAAAAGUGAAAUGACAGUGUUGAAAAAGACACGCAGACGUAGGACUAACUCUGAAGGAGAAAAAGACAUUCCCAAAAGUGAGCCAAUUAAAUCAAAACAAAAGCUUCCAAUUCCAGUGCCAGACAAACGUCAGAAAAAGAGCAGUGCAUCUCCAAAAACCAAAACAGUCACUCGCAGUGGGAACAGCAUUGAGACUUUGAGAAGAUCUAGUUCGCUAUCUUCUCUGCCAAAUUUGGCCAAAAUUCAAGGAGUGAAUGCUCUGGCAAUACCCAAACCUCCUUCAUCUCAAAUGACUGAGCAGCAGCAGUUAAGACAAUUGUCCCUUCGACAUUACUCCAAUUCUCAGCCUGAUCUCCGAACACUUAGUGCGGAAGGUAUCAACUUUUCACCUCCAACCCGUCGCUCACAUAGCAAGGAUGAUAUCAGCAGUCUGGAAAACUCUGGUAUUGGUUCAAUGUCACAGGACCACAGCAUGUCUAAUACAGAUUUACCUCAGUCUUCAUCUAGUUCAAACACCAAAAAAGAUCAAGCUGGUGUUAAUGAUAAAAAAUCUGUCAAGGAUUCCACUCAAGGGAAUGUCCAGGAUAAUAAACAUGUUCUGAAUCAGAAAGUUGAUAGUAAAAAAUUGAAUGUUGGUGCCAAAUCAAAAGGUAAGACAGAAUCUGAUUCAACGAAACAAGUAAUUAGUAGUACAAAAAAAGAAGCUGAACAAAUUCAGAACAGUUCACAGACAGGUUCAAGAAAUAGACGAACAUCUGGACAAUCAGAAACAACAGGAAGUGGAACAAGUUCUGAGUUUCCGUCAUUGGAAGGAUGUAACUCUCUACCUCAUGAGAUUGAUGGGUUACGUUUCACAUCAGUUCGACAGCAACAUAUAGGCCAUACACUGGAUAAGCUAUCUAAAGUGUUGAACAUGGAGGAAACACUUAGUACCCUCAACUCGACGUCAAGCAAUGAAAUUCAAGAAAAUAUUGCUAGAUUACGACAGUCUGUUCAGUCUUCACAAGCUGCCUCUUCUGCACAGUCUUCAAUUCAGAGUCGACAGAGUUUUGAACGAGUUAGUGGUAGACGAAACAAUAUCUCACCACAGACAGAUAUACAUAAAAGCACAGAAACACCAUCGCCAAAAACUUCUGAUUCCAGUGCACCAGCAUCUACUCCCAGCUCGGCGGAACAAUCCUUUGGUAGUAACACGAGUGGCAGUAGUAACAUUAGUCACUCUCGUGCCAGUGUCACGGCUGCUUCAAUAAGGAGCUCUACAAGCUCAGUAAAAGGAGGUCAGUCUGGAGGUGCACCAGUCCGUAGAAUGAGUCCCAAAGGGUUGAAAAAUACAGUGCAUUUUGAUCCUUUGGUAACAGAAAUUAGUACCAGUGCUAGUCAAUCUUUGGAAGAUAAGAUAUCAGUGCGGAAGUUGGAUGUCACCCCAACAAAUAGUAUACAGUUUGGUUCUGAUGAGCAGGGGCAGAUCAGUCAAACUCAACAGGGUAGGACAUCAGAUAGUGGGACUCUACCUUCUAGUGUCCGUGUUACCAUCCCAUCUUCAGAAUCCAUGUUGAGUAAAGUUGCACUCAGUCCUGAUGCAGAUUCACCCCAGACUCCAGUCGAUUGUCCGAUAAAAAACAUGCCCUUUGAAACAUAUGGACAAAGUAUUGAAGGUGAAAUAAACACUUCAGACAAGGAAAAUGAGAUCCGUGUGAAACCCCAGGGAAGAACGGAGAUGCCUGGUAGGCCUGCUAAUGCAAGUGCAAGAGUUAAAGUGGAUCAGCUGUUGAUAAAAUCUCAGAACUCUGAUGAUGGGUCACAAACUAGUACCCUAAAGGGUAGUCAGGAUUUACUAGGAGAGAGAAUAUCGGGGAGACCGGAUGACUCCCAUGAGUCUCAGUCUUCAGAAAGAGUCAGAAAUGUUGUUACCACUCAGGGUCAACAGACUAGGGCUUCAAAUGUUGAUCCUAGGAUAGCUGCCCAAUCACGGCCUCAAUCAGGAAAAGGUACCCAUGACACACAGAGACUAGAAAAGGAAUCGAGUCGUCCAACCAUCAGAGGUAAUAUGCCGGUCAACAUUAGUGGGAGGCCCACUCAUGAUCAUGUUUCACAGAAAAUUUACGAGCUGCAUCAGGAUACCAAGAAAGAAGUAUCCCACCCUGUUUCUUAUCAGCAUGCCCCACCGAUUCUGACUCAUCCAGUGGCUCAUACACAUUCUGGUUACUAUAGCCAAGUACCCAACACUAAGGCUGCUGAGAGAUCUGGCAGCAAAGGUGUACAACGUAAACUUAAUAUGGAUGCUGGUAGUGAAUUUAUACCUUCUAAAAAUGCACCUGGAGAUUCUGAUGGAGAGAGGGAAGCAAAAGCUGAACACAUCCAGAAAUAUUUGAACCAUGUUCAACGUCACUCAUUGGAAGGUGAUGCUGAUUCGACUGAAGUUCCAAAGCAUUCUGAUGUCAAAAAGAGUUCUCCAAGUUCACCGUUUGAUAUACGCUCCACUAUACAGUCUUUCACCUCAAGUCUGCAAUCUUUGAGUCAGGCUGAUGAAGAAGAACUGCUCAGGAUACAAGCAGAACACUUUGACAAAUUACGCCGUCAUUUGAUUGAACAACAGAAACAACAACUUGAAGAGUUGUUUGUCCAUCAGCGACGUGAACAAAUGGUGUUACAAACAGACAUUGAGAAAUACCAAAAUCAACUCCAGGAACAGGAAGAGUUCCUCACUAAAAACUCGGCUAGUUAUAACAGUCUCCCUGGGAACCAACAGCAACCUACAACCUACAGGCAUCAGCCCCAAGAAAACAGGAAUAAUCUGAGUCACUCACAAUCAGACCAUCCUCCACAGCAUCAAACUCAUCUGCAGCCAAACAUUCUGUCAAAUUCACAUUCUAAUUCAUAUUCACAGCCUACUUCAAAUUCACAUUCAUUUUCGCAGUCAGAUUCACAUUCAUAUUCUCAUCCACAGUUAAAUACACAGUCGCAGUCAUACUCUCAAUUUAAUAUUCAGCCUGACCUUCAUCACCAACCUCAUCUCAAUCCUCAGCAACCGAACCCUCAGCAGCCUCCCAUUCCUAGUCACACAAACAUCCCCCAGCAGCCAGAUCCAGCAUAUCAAGCACACCAGCAAAGCUACCCAUACCUGGAACAGUAUGUCCAAAGGAGGAAUCUGCUGUCUGGACACACGCAGCAGGACCAUGCACCCUACAAUGCAGCAUAUUUGCCAGACCAUGGCAGUUAUCCACAAGGUCCAACACAUGCCUAUGGUAAUGUGUCACACCAGGCACCUGCCCCAGGUCAGCCAAAGUAUGUACACCAGUCUAAUUACCAUCACCCAGUAGACAUACAAGAUCCCAACUAUUUCAGACAACCUUCCACGCAGCAUCCGACUUCUAAUACCAUCCAUCAUCAAGAUCCACCACCUCCAAAAUAUUCACAGCACAAUCCACACAGACUUCCAGGCCCUCCAUAUAAUUCACAGGAAAAUAUCAGAGAUCCACGGUAUGCAUCGUCUAAUCCACAUGACCAGCAGGGGGAGUCCUACCAAUCUCCACCUCAUGACGAUGCUAAUACCAGUCACCAAUACUCGUAUGUUCCUAGUCCUAGUCUGUAUUACAAUCCUAGAGAUAAUGGCUCCGAUAUCAGCACCUUUAGUAAAGCCACACCAAAACAGAGCCUCACUUUCAACAAUCACUCUACGCCCACGCCUAAAGUUCACAAACCAGUGCUGAGGUCACCAGUCAAACAGCCGUCCCUUCCAGUUUCUGACCAACAUGUGAUUGUACCUGACUAUGCAACCAAUGCCAAAUUGAAGCGAUGUUUUGAUCGAGUGUCAGCUUGUGCGAAAGGUUACCUCACACGAAGACUUCUACGCACAGAGAAAGUCCAGGAGGUCCUCAAAACUAUCAAGGAUACUAAAGAUUUUGCCUGGCAGUUCCAAGCAGAGACACCGAUCAAACGAGGAGAUUUCUCUAAUUCUGACCGCCAUCUCUUAGACAGAAUUAUUGCUCAGCUGCAGGCAGCUUUGUUGGAUAUUCAUGAGAUUUUCUUUGAAAUUCCUGUUUGGGAAAGGAUGAGUUUAAUUGCCCAGUCCCGCCAAGCAAAAGAGGAACGGCGCCUGAGGGAAAGUACUGGGACAAGGUCCAGUGUUUCCAGUUCCCAUCCAAGGAUCAGCUCCGCUACACUCAAAGCUAUUGAACGUAAACGCAAGCAAGAAGAGGAAGUUGCUAUGUCAGUGGACUCUAGACCUAGGUCAGCCCCACCUCCAGCUGGAAAUACAGCACCACCUUCCUCGUACAGCAAUGUCCCCUCACAGACCGGAGCAGCAGCUCAGUCACGUAUUAACUCCCAAAACAAUGUGCGACCUAAUGCUACAAACAUGGAUCAGAGAGCCUUAAAACCACUUCAAGGUCAAGGUCAGAGUAGCCAAGGUCAGACAUCAAGGAUUACUACAAGACCAAAAGAGAGACCCAAGACUGCUUCUAACCAGACAUCUGGAAAUACUGCGACCCAUCCAUACCUUAUUGCAAAGUCAAAGAAAUCCAGCAUCCCUGCAGUCAGAGACAAACCGACCUCCACCAACAAGUCAUCAGGAACCUCAUCAACCACAACAACUACAGCCAAAAAUAAACCAGUGGGGUCAAAGAUCAAACCUAAAAUAACAGACAAAUCCUCCAAAGCAUGGAGAGGUUGAACAAAGGGAGAGAACUGUGUGGCAAUAGAAAUUUGAUUACCUCAAAAUGUGCAAAUAAAGCCAUUUGAAAAGAAUCCUUUACAGAAUAGACAUAUUAUUAGUUGACUUGGUUAUAUGUCUCUUAGAAAUAUAUUUACUGGUGCUUACCUGUAGGACUGAUCCAAGUUGUAAGCUUAAAGCACAUUUCUUUUGUUUAUUGUCAUGUCUUUUUCAGAAAAAGAUGUGUUAAUUUGUCAGUGCUGAAAAACUGAUUCACUCAUACUGAUUACGACACAGUGGCCCUUAUGUAAGUUUGCUAUGUACUGUCUUUCACCUUUUAUUAAAAGUAAAAACCUAAAUCUGAAAAUUAAGACAUAAAAAAUCAUAUUGUGCCUUUUUUCACAUACUGUUUGUAAGUUUUUAUCAAUGUGAACAAAUCCUGUCAUUUAACAAGAAUUUUCAGAGAAAAGCAGCAUAUAUCAUAUAUUUAAAGCCUUUUCCAUGUUCUAGCCUGAUAUAUCUGACAAAAUUUUGACAUCAUUUUGUAUUUUCCUUCAUUCUUCUAUU
Molecule: messenger RNA, 5817 nt
Organism: Ylistrum balloti
Lineage: Eukaryota; Metazoa; Mollusca; Bivalvia; Pectinida; Pectinidae
Exons: 13
Coding region: 1-5271 (1756 amino acids)
Biological process (GO): regulation of cytokinesis; centrosome duplication; centriole replication
Cellular component (GO): centriole
Source: RefSeq, a predicted model, not a curated record